AUGGAGGAUGAUUCACUGAUUCCACGGGUAGAUCCGGUCUUCGCCGAGAUGAACAAGAAUCUUGGCAAACCGCCACUGAUUGUUGAUCUUCGGCCUAUCAAUAGCCCCAUGGUCCUGGUUACAAGCCAUGAGAUUGCUGAGCUGCUAGCCAAGCCUUCAAGUCUCUUCCCAACCAGCGCUCCUAAGACAAGCCUGGAUGAUUUUCAUCAUGUAAUUGGCACAAGAUCAAUUCUGGCUCCAGUAGGAGAGAAUUGGAAAGCUCUUCGCAAGAUAUUCAAUCCAGGGUUCUCGCUGCAGCACUUGUUUACACUACUGCCCGCCCGCGAAGGCAAAACUUCACUCUUCCGCGAUCACCCCGAAAGACAUGCGCGAACGGAGAACGUGUUUCCAAUACAGCCUCUCGUUGUCAACCUUACAUUUGACGUAAUAGGGGCCGUGGUCAUGCUUUGA
Molecule: messenger RNA, 450 nt
Organism: Neoarthrinium moseri
Lineage: Eukaryota; Fungi; Ascomycota; Sordariomycetes; Amphisphaeriales; Apiosporaceae
Exons: 1
Coding region: 1-450 (149 amino acids)
Molecular function (GO): oxidoreductase activity, acting on paired donors, with incorporation or reduction of molecular oxygen; heme binding; iron ion binding
Source: RefSeq, a predicted model, not a curated record